This is a messenger RNA of Symbiodinium sp. CCMP2456, 1050 nucleotides long. Lineage: Eukaryota; Dinophyceae; Suessiales; Symbiodiniaceae. The record is from the annotation of a GenBank genome assembly.
AUGGCUCUGCGAUCCGUCUCUUGGCUGACCCCGGCCCUGCUCCUUGGCGCCUGUGGGGUCUCUCUCGGCUUCGUUGCUCCACGCUCGCCGCGAUUCAGCGUCACCGGAGAGGGCCAAAAGAGCAAGGGGCCUGGCGCCACGCAACUGGCAGCUUCGACACAGGGCCAGGACAGCCACAGCCAAGACAGCAGGCCUGUAUGGGCGUGGGUGGCCUUGGCGACCUGUAUCGGAGGCGCAAUGCUUCGCCGCACCGGAACACGGGAACAGAGCGCAAGCUUCUCGCGCAGAGAUGCUCUUCUGGCGAGCGGUACCUCGCUGCUUGCACCCCAGGCUGCCUUCGCUCAGUACCGGAUGGAGGACCGCAUCCCUUAUUUCCGUGAGAAGGCACGAGUUCUGAACUUCGCAGCCGACUGGUACAUGUUUGACGUCAAGCCUUUGGUCCACCCGACCGAGAACCUGGUCAGCGAAGAGAUGUGCAAGGAGAUGGGCGCUGCCUGCCCAGAUGCUCGUUCCCUCGCCAGCCUUCGCGAGAUGUACAAGGGCAAUGUGAGCCAGAAUGCCGGUGCCGGUGCCUCCGUCACAGUCUUCGAACGGAACAUCCUUUAUCCCAUGAAGGACGUGUCCCUGAGCAAUGCGGUGGAUCCAGACACCUCCGAGGAGCUGCAGCAGAUUUUCCAGAAGUUCGAAAUCAACCAGUAUCAGCUGGGGAAGGCUGCCCGCGAGGAAAACAUUACCGCCGCGCGGCAAAAGUUCGACGAAGGGAGGCUGCUGAUGAACCAGUUCUUCACGAAGGUGGACGAGAGCGUUGGCUUGAAGGCUGGGGAUGAGAUCUACUUUGCCCCGAUGCCGGUGGACAACAAGGCCACGGAGACCGACAAGUACUGGAAGCGACGGGGGCAGAAGUGGGAGGUGAAGAAGAAGGUCGACACGCUCUCGAAGAGCAACAAAACGGCACGCUUCUAUGCGAAGUCCAUCUUUGGAGAGGACGCCGAGGGCUUGAGCUGGGACGUGCGAGGUGACAGGGCCGCGGAUUUCUACUCCGGCAGCUAG